UGGUCUAGAAAAUCCCGCGACCUCGUACGACACUUCCUGCACUUCAGGCAUUCUUUUAUCCGCUGAAUGAAACGUGUUUCAAACGUUUUUGUUUCACAAAAGUAUUAGAUCUAACUAAAUAAACAUGAGCAAAGCACAUCCACCUGAGCUGAAGAAAUUUAUGGACAAGAAGCUUUCGCUGAAGCUCAACGGUGGUCGUCAUGUUCAGGGCAUCUUGCGUGGAUUUGAUCCCUUCAUGAAUCUGGUCGUUGAUGACACUAUAGAAAUGGCUACAGGAGGACAAAUGAACACCAUUGGGAUGGUGGUAAUCAGAGGAAACAGUAUAAUCAUGUUGGAGGCUCUUGAACGAGUAUGAGGAAGAAGACAGCUUUUCCCUGCUUCUCUGUAUUUUUUUUUUUUUUUUUCAUCCAGCCAGCAAAUAUCAAAAUGGGUUUCUCAUGUCGGUUUACAACAAAGACUGAUUAAUAAUGCAGAAAUCCUUGGUUGUUAAAAUUCUGUUUUAUAUAAACAUCCUUUUUUUGUUUUUAUAAAUUGCCUUGUGUCUGUAGAAAUGUGUGUACACAAUUCAUAAAACAUUUUUUGUGAAUAAAUGGACUACAAUUUGAUUA
Messenger RNA from Rhinichthys klamathensis goyatoka, 608 nucleotides. RefSeq names its product small nuclear ribonucleoprotein polypeptide G (gene snrpg). The coding region runs from base 125 to 355 and encodes 76 amino acids. Gene Ontology annotation, molecular function: RNA binding. The record is from RefSeq and is a predicted model, not a curated record. Gene Ontology annotation, cellular component: P granule; U1 snRNP; U2-type prespliceosome. The transcript is spliced from 4 exons. Gene Ontology annotation, biological process: spliceosomal snRNP assembly; mRNA splicing, via spliceosome. NCBI's taxonomy places the organism in Eukaryota, Metazoa, Chordata, Actinopteri, Cypriniformes, Leuciscidae.